AUCAUCAUUUUGUGACCAAAUUUGUUGAAAACACAUAUCAAAUUUUACUACUAUUUAGUUUCGAGAGAAACUACUAUUAAUAAAUGGUUUUCUUUAUGAUUAUCCCGGAUUUACAAAAAUAAAAUUAUACUUAUAAUUAACAGCAACAAACAAAAAAUCUUCAACUUUUAUAACUAUUAUUAUUAAGUGCUUAAUAACUAGUGAGAGAAUCAAUUGGUUUUAAAACUAAAUUAUUUUUUUGCAAAAGUUUUUUCUACGCCUAACAACAAAAAUUGUGUACAGAUCAAAAGAUUAUAUUGAAUUGAAUAUUUUGAAUAUAAUUACAGUCAAGUGAUGGGUAAUAGUUUGGAUAAACCAAAGACAGAUAAGGACAGUCAAGAGGGCGAUGGCAAUGGGCUCAGGUAUGCUCUGAGUUCAAUGCAGGGAUGGCGGCUUAAAAUGGAAGACCGACACUGUAUACGUAUAGGUCUGGAUCAGCUUAAGGACUGGAGUUUCUUUGCCGUAUUUGAUGGUCACGCGGGUGUGCACGUGGCCGCUCAUUGUGCCGAAAAUUUAUUGAAUACAAUCAUUAAAACUGAAAAAUUUAGUAAUCAUAUGAUUGAAUUAAAUAACGAUAAAAUCACUGAACAAACCAUUGAUUUUGUAAAGAAAGCCAUUGAGGAUGGAUUCUUGGAGUUAGACAAACAAAUGCAAAAUAUGCCCGAUAUUACGUCCGGUGAAGAUAAGAGUGGUACGACUGCUAUCUGUGCGCUCAUAUCGAAAACACAUAUAUUUUUGGCCAAUUUGGGUGACUCGCGGGCACUGUUAUGCCGUGCGGGUAACGUUCAGUUUGUUACCGUAGAUCAUAAACCAAAUGAUCCUUUAGAGAGACAACGUAUUCAAGAAGCCGGCGGUAAUGUCAUGAUAUCGAGAGUCAAUGGCUCGCUAGCCGUCUCCCGAGCUUUGGGUGAUUAUGAAUAUAAAAAUUCAAAUAAAAAGCCAUCCGAACAGUUAGUUUCACCCAUACCUGAAGUGAGCGUCACUAAGAUUGAUAUAAAUGAUGAGUUCCUUGUGCUGGCCUGUGAUGGCGUCUGGGAUGUCAUGACAAACGAAGAUUUGUGUGCUUUUGUCAGAUAUCAGAUGACAAUUGAGUCCAGUUUGAAGACUAUUUGUUCCAAUAUUAUCGAUACCUGUCUCCACAAAGGUAGCAAAGAUAACAUGAGUGUAGUUGUAGUUGCAUUUGCCGGCGCACCCACUGUUGACGCCAAUGCCCAACAACUAGAUAAGCAACUUAACAGUCAAUUAGUAGCGAAAGCAGAAGAAAUAAUGAAAGAAAAACCAAACCAUAGUUUUCAAAAUCUUAUUGAAGAUAUAAAACAAAUUCAAUGGUCACCACUACCGGAUGGCGUCGGUCUUCACGCUAAGUAUACUAUUAUUGAAGAGAUUUAUAAUAAAUACAAACCAAUACAACCAAAAAUGUCAUCAUUGUCUUCAUUGUCUUCAUCACGAUCUCCGGAUUUUCAUAGUUUUGAUUAGAUUUUUUGAUAUCAGUCACUCACUUAUAAAUAAACUUAUUUCUUUCAUCAAUCAAUUGGCACUUAACUAUUAACUAUAAGGUCAAUAGAUACUAAAUACCCUAAAUUGCAUAUCGGAUUGGGAGGACUGACACCAACUACAAUAACACAAUAUGAUUUCCCCUUAAAAAAAAGUCACGAUAAACAUCAUUAAGUAAUUGUCUCCUAAUUUUUACAAAAAUAAUAAGGAAGUAAACUGCUUUCGGCUUAAUUUUGUUUUUGUUGUUAAUCUAUAGUAAUAAUAAUAAUAAUAAUAAUGAUUAAUUAUUUGUGUAUUUUAUAUAAUAAUUUCGACAUAAUUCUAUUAAAUUUGAA
Oppia nitens is the source of this 1868-nucleotide messenger RNA. Its product is annotated as protein phosphatase 1B-like. NCBI's taxonomy places the organism in Eukaryota, Metazoa, Arthropoda, Arachnida, Sarcoptiformes, Oppiidae. The record is from RefSeq and is a predicted model, not a curated record. Gene Ontology annotation, biological process: protein dephosphorylation; negative regulation of stress-activated MAPK cascade. Gene Ontology annotation, cellular component: nucleus; cytosol. The transcript is spliced from 2 exons. Gene Ontology annotation, molecular function: magnesium ion binding; manganese ion binding; protein serine/threonine phosphatase activity. The coding region runs from base 334 to 1515 and encodes 393 amino acids.